CGUCCAAAAGAAAGUUGGGUAGUUGGCCAACAUACUCUGUACGAAGAGUAUCGUGCACAACGAGGCCACGGAUUGGAUCAGCCCCAAAUCUUCCAAAAUCUUUCCAAUCGAAGGCAGCUUUGUUGUCAAUUUACACAAAAUUUGCAUGAUAGUUUUCUACUGCAAAUGGAAACAAUACUCCAUUGUUCUUCUUCUCUAAUUUACCAAGUAAUCCCAUCUCUUUCCUCUUUUCAUCAGCAUAAAAUUUUCAGAGUUGCCUUCAAAACUGCAAAUUCCUCACUUCACACCUCCCUCUCUUGCACCGCCUCUUCAACGGGAGCUCUAUGCUCAGCAGGUGAUCGGCAGCGACGAAUUAAUAGUUUAGAAUCUCAAUUUUGUUAUGAUAAAGCUAUUCCAGAGCAGAUAAUUGGUGAAAAUGUUGGCUUAUCGGUAGCUGAGAAAGAAAUUGGUGAUAAAUGCCGUUGUGGUGAUUGUCAAGCUAAGGGUGCAGUGCUUUGUACAACCUGCGGUGGUUCAGGCUUGUAUGUUGACUCCAUAUUAGAGUGUCAAGGAAUCAUUGUUAAAGUCCGAUGCCUAAGUAAGAUUUUUGUACUUGUUUGCAAGAAUUGCUUUAUAUUAGGGUUGCUAGAUGCCUGAUUGGGUGGUGAUAAU
Messenger RNA from Beta vulgaris subsp. vulgaris (sugar beet), 651 nucleotides. RefSeq lists its product as hypothetical. The record is from RefSeq and is a predicted model, not a curated record. The transcript is spliced from 2 exons. The coding region runs from base 166 to 636 and encodes 156 amino acids. NCBI's taxonomy places the organism in Eukaryota, Viridiplantae, Streptophyta, Magnoliopsida, Caryophyllales, Amaranthaceae.